GGGGAUCCUUCAGUGGGAGAUGGUGGAGUUGCGUACCACGUGUUGACCGUAGAGGACUUGCCGUGAGCGCACAAUCGGCUUGUUUGAACUUCCCGGGAUAGAUAUAGAAGUCGAGGAAUCAGCUGUGCGUCGAGUAGACGAGCUGGGUGUGAGUGAAAUUACCCUGUCGUUUUUUUCUCUCUGUUCUUUUUCUCAUCUUCCUUUCCUGGGUAUUCUCCCAUCCUAUAACUCUGACAUAACCCCAACCCCUUGUAUUCACUGAGAUGGUUGCGUCAAUACACGGGCUCAGAAGUGCCCACGUGGCCGCGUAGACACGCAAAGAAGCGCAGACAAACUCACACACACACACAGACACACACACASAGAGAGAGAGAGAGAGAGAGAGAGAGAGAGAGAGAGAGGUAUUGCCUUGGUUUGUGCAAUGAGGGGGGAAGGCGGCAGAUCGGAGACGGGUAGACCGCGAACUAACGAGGAGGUAGCAGUGAAUAUUGGUAGUGGGCCGCCUGUCGGUGCCUCUCCUAAAGGCAGUGGCGCACCUCCACCGGGAUUCGCCCAAGGUGACUUCGACGAUAAAACAGCUUACACUCUGACAUUUCAGAACCUGACAUACAAGGUGACCGUGAAGCAGAGCAGCGGUGAUGGAGGCAAGACACAGAGGGACUUGUUGAAGAACAUCAGCGGCGAGGCUCGUCAUGGGGAAAUCUUGGCCAUCGUGGGUCCAUCGGGAGCGGGGAAGUCCACACUCCUCGAUGCGCUUGCUGGUCGGAUCACGGCCUCAAGUCUGGAGGGCGUUAUUCUGGCCAAUGGCAAGCCUGUGGACGGCAAGCAGUUCCGCAAGCUCUCGGGGUACGUUAUGCAAGAUGAUGCCCUGUUUCCGCAUCUCACAGUGAAAGAGACGUUGCUGUUCAGCGCUCGUCUCCGGCUUCCUGGGGACAUGCCGAUGGACGUGAAAGCGGCGCGCGUCGACAUGCUUAUCGCGACGUUGGGUCUUCGUGACUGUGCGGACACACGGAUAGGCAACGAGCAAGUCCGUGGGGUAUCAGGCGGAGAGAGGAGGCGCGUCUCCAUCGGUGUGGAUCUGAUCCAUGACCCCGCCGUUCUGUUCCUGGACGAGCCGACGUCUGGACUGGACAGCACCUCGUCCCUGAACGUGGUCCAGAACUUGUACCAGAUUGCGACCAAUCGCCGGCGCACCAUCUUGAUGACCAUUCACCAGCCUAGCUUUCGCAUCCUGGAGCUUAUCCACAAGUUCAUGAUCUUGUCACGUGGCUCCUUGGUGUACAGCGGUACUUAUCCUGACCUGUCGAUCUUUCUGACCGACUACGGCAGACGCGUUCCCGACCAUGUCAAUGUGAUGGAGUUCGCUCUGGAUCUGAUCGAGGAGCUGCAGGACUCGCCGCAGGGGAUUGCUCGCCUGGCCGAGUUCAACUCUACCAGAUCCAAGAUGCAGUCUUCGUUGUCCAGCUUGAGCAAUGUCGGACAUCUGGCCGACGACGUAGACUACGCCACAGGUCCGUUGAUGGAGACGUUGACUCUCUGCCACCGCAACGUCGUAAACAUAGUUCGGACUCCGGAGUUGUUCGUGUCUGGGCUAGGACUGAUGAUCGUGACGGGAUUGGUUAUGGGAUCGCUUUUCUAUAACGUGGAGAACAACGAGAGUGGUACGUCCGACAGGAAGUCCUUCUUUGCCUUCGCCUGUGCCCUGCUGCUGUUUGGCGCCGUCAGCGCGCUGCCCGUUUUCUUGCUGGAAAGGAACAUUUUCAUGCGGGAGACGAGCCGAGGAGCCUAUCGCACUUUUUCCUACGUGGUUGCCAACGGUGUGGUUUUCCUCCCCUUCUUCUUCAUCCAGGCCUUGCUGUUUACUCUGGCUUCUUACUUCUUGGUCGGGCUUUCUCUUGAACCUGCUGCCUUUUUCCUCUUCACCACCACCAUCUUCCUCACCAUCACCGUCGGCAAUACGUUCGUCACGUUCUUGAGCUCUCUGGUGCCCGACUUCAUCGCCGGCAACACCAUCAUCACUGCCAUCACUUCUUUCUUUUUCCUCUUCUCUGGGUUCUUCAUUCCUAAGGCCGACAUUCCCGACUACUGGAUCUGGUUCCACUACCUCUCCACGUUCAAGUACCCGGUAGAAUUGCUGCAGAAGAUCGAAUACAGUCACAUCGACAAAUGGGGCAACGGGACCUCUGGCAGCGACGAAGCCCGAAAAUUGGGUUUGGGGGGUGUGAGUGUCAGAGUCAACCUUGCCGUGCUUGUAGCGAUGGUGGUUGUGUAUAGGAUCCUCUUCUACGUUGGUCUUCGUGUGAGGAGCUCCAACAUGCGCAAGUAGCUGUACAGUUUUACAAAGAUCAACUCCUUUUCUUUUCUUUAUGUCCAUCUCCUUUUUCUCUUUGGCGGGAAGGGGGGGUCGUUUGUGUCCCCCCCCUCCUCCUUCCUGCCUGUAUCUCUUUUUCUUUGGCGGGAGGGGGUCGUUUGUGCCCCCCCUUCCCCCCCUCCCCCCUUCCUGCCUGUAUCUCUCUUUUUCUUUGGUGGGAGGGGGUCGUUUGUGUCCCCCCCCCCUCCCUCCUGCUUGUAUAUUACUAGACUAGAUCUUCUCUUGUUUUCAUUGGUCUUCGGUGCGACACGAGGAAGUAGUGAAAUUUCACAAGUUUUUACUCCUUUAUAACGUCACAUCACCCCAAUUAUUGUGGCCAUGGCCACAUUACUUGUCGCUCUUAACAACCAACUUCAACUUGUUCUGAGACUGAGUACAGCAAUUGUCCGAAAACGGUGUGCUGUUUCUCUCUGCGAUUGGACACUACUUUGGAUGCACUCUUCUCUCGAGUGAGUUAUUCGCGGGCAGGGUUGGCUGGUGUUGGUUGUGACAUGACGCAUGGUGGGGUCAUCCUGUCCAUGGGAUGAUGACCGGGCUUCGACGGUUGGACUGUCGGAUGGCACCGGACUUGUUCCAGGUCCCGAGGACCAGGGACCGUAUCACCGCGGACCCAGGCCGGCAGCAGCAGCAGCAGCAGCAGCAGGGAUCUACUUCAUCUACGAACUGAGUCACUCUGCGCACCUUUCCAGUCCCUAGGUAACUCACUGGCUGCUUGGGAUCGAUGAUCAAGAAGGAGGUUGGAAGGACAAUGAAGGGCUAAACAGGCUCGUGUGGCACAUCCAGGGUUGCGGUUUUUCAGAGGAUUGGUGCCUAUCACAGGGGGGACCAGAAGGAAGACGAGACACCCUCACCCAGGACGGACAAUGCUAGGGUUGCGGUUUUUGAGAGUGUUGAUGCCUAUCACAGGGGGGACCAGAAGGAUGAGGAGACUCACCCAGGACGGACCAUGCGAGGGUUGCGGUUUUUGAGAGGAUUGGUGCCUAUCACAGGGGGGACCUGAAGGAAGAGACGGACCAUGCUAGGGUUGCGGUUUUUCAGAGGAUUUGUGCCUAUCACAGGGGGGACCAGAAGGAAGAGGAGCCUCGCCCAAGACGGACCAUGCUAUUUUUGCGGUUUUUGAGAGGAAUGGUGUCUAUCACAGGGGGGACCAGAAGGAAGAGGAGACUCACCAAGGACGGACCAUGCUAGGGUUGCGGUUUUUUGAGAGGGUUGGUGCCUAUCGCAGGGGACCAGAAGGAAGAGGAGACGCACCCAGGACGGACCAUGCUUUCAGAGGGUUGGUGACUAUCACUAGGGUACCAGAAGAAAGAGGAGAGUUACCCUGGGCGGAUCACACUUUUGCUGGCCCUCCGGGCGCUUGACCCGGAAGCCCACACACGGUAGAUGUGGCCAGUGCUUGGCCGGUCACUGCAGGCUGUGGCCCUUCUCUCGCCGGCCCUUCUGGAGCUCGACCUGCCGCCGCAGUCAGAGCGUA
Molecule: messenger RNA, 3845 nt
Organism: Chara braunii
Lineage: Eukaryota; Viridiplantae; Streptophyta; Charophyceae; Charales; Characeae
Source: the annotation of a GenBank genome assembly